This is a messenger RNA of Hydatigera taeniaeformis, 564 nucleotides long. The record is from the annotation of a GenBank genome assembly. Lineage: Eukaryota; Metazoa; Platyhelminthes; Cestoda; Cyclophyllidea; Taeniidae.
GCAAGGGUGAAUGUCACUAUGCACCUCGGCUUGACCUACGACAGUAGUCGCAACUGUGACGAGUCACCCUACAAAGUCACUGUCUGCAUCGGUCACAAACUUGACAAAUGUCGCAUAUUUGGACCUCAUCUAUUCUACGUACAGGCGGCAUGCGCAGCAUACGGACCGAAGGAGGUCAUUCAAUUCGAAGUGGACAGUGUGGAAGAGCCACUAAGGGUGGAUGCUACAAUUAAGGCGACAAACAGCGACAAGGAGUUUCAACUCCAACCGGUGACAGCCAACCUCACCUUCCCGCGUCCCAUUGACGCGAAAACCAAAAAUCUUAAAAUAAUUUUACAAUUCCAAUUCGCCUACACCUGUGUGGCGGACUACUUUGGAGAGCUGUGCGAUGUCUUCUGCUCCUCCGAGGCCAAGGAGUACCGAUGUAGUCUAAGUGGAGAAAAAAUUUGCAAUCCAGAGGAUCGACGUGACGUGGUUGGUGUGGCAGAUUACUCUGUUGCAUCCACAUCUCAGGUGCCCCUAAGUGACGUUGGUGAUCUUGUCAUACUACUGACAACCCAAUAA